UCAAGGAACUCAUAGAGAAGGGUCGGAUCCGGCCUAGAGUCUCCCCUUACAGAUCACCAGUCUUUUUUGUACCGAAAAAGGGGGGGACCUUGAGGAUGUGCAUUAAUUAUAGAGGCCUCAAUGCCAUCACUGUGAAGAAUGCAGAGCCCCUUCCGCGCAUCGAUAACUUGUUGGACCAAGUGCAAGGGUGUCGGUACUUUAGUAAGAUAAAUUUGAAGUCCGGAUACCAUCAGAUUGCAAUGCGACCCGAGAAUCAACACAAAACCUCAUUUCAAACCAGGUACGGUCUGUAUGAGUUUGUAGUGAUGCCUUUCGUCCCUUGCAAUUCUCCUGGCACCUUUCAGCACGCCAUGAACCGGAUCUUUCAUGACCACUUGGAUAAGUUUGUCAUCGUGUACCUCGAUGACAUACUUAUUUUCAGUAGGACUGUCGAGGAGCUUGUUGGCCAUUUAGCCAAAGUCCUUAGCCUCCUUCGACUGCACCAGUUCAAGAUCAACGGGGAGAAGUGUGAGUUUGGCCGCAUCCGAAUCUUGUACGUGGGUCAUGAGAUUUAUGGGGAGGGAUUGAAGCCCGAUGAUGGGAAGGUGGCCAGCAUUUCUGACUGCCCGUGUCCUCAGUCUGUGACUGAGAUGAGGCCCUUCUUAGGGAUGACCGGUUACUAUCGAAAUUUUGUCAAGAACUAUAGCAUAGUGGCCGCCCCGUUGAAAGACUUGACACGCCUCGACACCCCGUGGGAGUGGAAAGAUAGGUGUGAGGCAACUUUCAGACAUAUGAAGCAUGCCCUCACUCACCAUGAGGUCUUGACACUGCCCGAUCCAGACAAGCCAUUUGCUGUGACCACGCACUCCCGCCAAUAUGACAUUGGUGCCGUACUUGCGCAGCAGGAGGGGGAAACGUUGAGGCCGGUAGAGUACAUGUCCAAAAAGAUGCCCUCUAAAAAGCUGGUCAAGUCCACUUAUGAGAAGGAACUCUACGUGAUCUACAAAGCGUUGACUCACUGGAGGCAUUACCUUCUUCGUCUCUUCUUCUACGUCAGGGUUGAUCAUCAAACCCUGAGGUGGAUGAAGACUCAACCAGUACUCUCCGAUGCUCUGAAGCGAUGGAUCGAAGUCAUAGAGCAAUAUGACUUCGAGCCCCAGUACAUCAAGGGGGAGUACAACAAGGUUGCUGGUGCGUUGUCGCGUAGGCCAGACUUCCUCGGUGCGUUGGUUACUGAAUUUGGGCUUGUGGACAAUGUUACUCAGUCUAUGGUGGAAGCCUACCGCGAGGACACGUUUAUGGCCAAGAUCAUACGCAGACUCGAGGCAAAAGACAAAGCAACUGAUGACGAGUUCGUGUUGGUCAUCGACCUGCUGUUUCUUGAGAAGCCCGGGACGAAACGCUUGUGUGUUCCAAACCGGGAGUCUUUGUAUAGUUUAUUUUUUUAGGCGAGAGUCAUGAUGCCACUGAACAUUUUAGGUAUAGGAAGAUUGCAACAAAUUUGUUGCAGCGGUUUUGGUGGCCCACAAUGAUGAGAGAUGCGAAGCUAUUCGUGGAGACUUGUCAGGUGUGUCAGAGAGCCAAGCCACGUACACAGACCCCUCUUGGGCUUCUCAAUCCCCUUCCGAUUUCGGGAAGGCCCGGUGAGAGCCUGUUUAUGAAUUUCAUGGACACGCUGGUCAACAGUAAGAGCGGAAUGAGAUAUAUUUAUGUCAUUGUGGAUAGGUUUAGUAAAUAUGCUAGAUUAGU
Chara braunii is the source of this 1728-nucleotide messenger RNA. NCBI's taxonomy places the organism in Eukaryota, Viridiplantae, Streptophyta, Charophyceae, Charales, Characeae. The record is from the annotation of a GenBank genome assembly.